CUUAAAUCAACCCUCCCAAGGUACAUAGGCAGUGCAGGGAAAGAGAUAAAAGAAAAAGAAACUUUCUUGCAACUUGUAGUAUCGUGUAUUUUUUCUCUGAGGAUAAGUGGAAACGUAAGUCAUUGUCAGAGCCGCCCCGCUGUAUUCAUUAUCAAGAAUAAAGGCAAAGAUAAAAGCGGGAGGAAGGAGAAGAAGCCCACUUUCUUUUUUUCUAGUUCACUUUGUGUUUAUUUUUUGUUUGGUGGAUUAGGUUUCUCAGAAGUGUUUAGAAUCCAUAAACAGACAAAACCCAGUUGCUAUUUAUCCUCUUUUACAAGGGUCUUUAUACUCUGUGACAUGGAGAUGAUGCAUUAUCAGUUGGCCAAGUCUUCUUACCAGGAAUCGCUCAAAGUUUUGGAAGCCGAUAUACAGUAUGCAAAUGAUCUGGCUGCUUCAAUUCCAAGGGGGAAGGCUGGUGCACGACUUCAAAUGAAAUUGGUUUACAAUCACUUUGCUCCCCUCUUUUGGUUUUUAUUACAAUGGAUGAAUUCUUCCUGCAUAUGUCUACCACCCAGAUAUCUAAACUUCGUCAACAUACUUGUAUAUAAGGUAUAUGCUGAUGGUCAAUCUAGACUAUCUUCACACGGAAGAAAGGCAACAAUUAGGGAAUUCUAUGGCAUUAUAUUACCAUCUCUUCAACGGCUCCAUGGUAGUUUGGGUGAAUUUGAUGACAACAAGGAAAGGCAUACUGACAUUUUGAGUUUUGAUAGAAGAAGAGUGGAAGGAGAUAGCCGUUUUGCGAAAGUUGAUUUGGAGAGAGAAGACGAAUGUGGGAUCUGCUUAGAGCCCUGUACAAAAAUGGUGUUGCCUAAUUGUUGUCAUGCAAUGUGCAUAAAAUGCUACCGCAAUUGGAACACAAAGUCUGAGUCAUGUCCUUUUUGUCGUGGUAGUUUAAAGAGAGUUAACUCAGAAGACUUAUGGGUGCUUACUUGUGAUGAUGAUGUGAUUGAUCCUGAAACAGUUUCCAAAGAAGACUUGUUGCGGUUCUACCUCUAUAUCAAUAGCUUGCCAAAAUAUUACCCAGAUGCACUCUUUUUAGUUUAUUAUGAACAAACACCUAAUCUGAGGAAUGCAUGUGAAGAAUGAUGUACAGAUAGAAAGGCCGACAUGUAAAUGUAAAUAGAGUCGGCUGAGGAAAAUUAUGUCAUUUUUACUCAAAAAGACCACCCAUAUUUGAACAUUAUGGAGAUUGGGGUGUGGUAUCCCCAUUAUUGUUGUCAAAGUUCUAUUUCAAAGCUGGAAAGCACAUUUUCCUUGCAAACAUGUUGAUAUUCCACGGAGAAAAACUUCAAAAUAUGUUAGUUAAUAGCUUAAAAUCUUCUACUCUUUCUGAA
Molecule: messenger RNA, 1373 nt
Organism: Mangifera indica (mango)
Lineage: Eukaryota; Viridiplantae; Streptophyta; Magnoliopsida; Sapindales; Anacardiaceae
Product: E3 ubiquitin-protein ligase AIRP2-like
Exons: 5
Coding region: 337-1125 (262 amino acids)
Biological process (GO): protein ubiquitination
Molecular function (GO): ubiquitin protein ligase activity
Source: RefSeq, a predicted model, not a curated record